GUUAAAUGCUUGUCUGAUGUUUGUUUGAAUCUCAUCUAUCAAGAUGGAGCUGUACACAACCGUUCUCACCCUUACCGUCGUUCUCUCAACUGAUGCUAUAUUUGUUCAUGAAGAUUUCGCAAUUGGAAUAUGCUCUAAUACGGAAGCAGAAAGAAUGUUUGGAUUUGAUGAAGAGGAGCUGUGGCAUGCCGACUUUAAUCAGAAGAGAGGAGUAGAAACAUUACCUGAUUUUGGAGAUCCUAUCACAUUUCCUGGAUUGUAUGAAUACAGUGUUAGGAAUACAGAAAUAUGCAGAAGUAAUUUAGCCUUGUGGACUAAAACCUUCAAGAGUCCACCACCAGAAAUGGAUGCACCUCAGACAUCAAUCUAUCCAAAAGAUGAUGUACAGCUGAGUGUUCAGAACACUCUCAUCUGUCAUGUGACUGGCUUCUAUCCUCCAUCUCUCAGCAUCUCAUGGACAAAGAAUAAUGUUAAUGUGACAGAGGGCAUGAGUUUAAGUCAGUACCGUCCGAGGAAUGAUGGUACCUUCAACAUCUUCUCCACUCUUAAGGUUACACCUGUUGAAGGAGACAUUUACAGCUGUACAGUGAACCACAGAGCCCUCCAGGGUCAACCUCAGACCAAAACAUGGGAUGUUGAUGUUGCUUUCCCAAGUGUUGGUCCAGCAGUGUUUUGUGGAGUGGGUCUGACUCUGGGGCUGCUGGGAGUCGCUAUGGGAACCUUCUUCCUUGUUAAAGGAAACAACUGCAACUGACUAUGGAGCCAUGGAGGCAAACAAAAGAAAAGAUCUCUUAAAUGAACUGCAGCUGAGCAAUUUUAAAAUAAUGCUAUUGUGCUCUUGAGUGUCAUUUUACAUGGCAGGUAACAAUAUUGAUGUUAAAGAUAGAUAAAUACAUAAAUACCUAAAUCUGGAUGGUUUAAAAUACUUUAGAAUAAAGAAAAAAAAUGAUAGUUGAUGUUAACUUUCACAGAUCAGUUUGCAAUUCAUAAGAUAUAUUGUACUAAAAACACUUUCUCGUUUCCUUUCCUGCUAGAUUUAGUUCCAUUUCGUAUAAAAUUAAAAACAUACAAAUUAAACAACAUACAUUUGAAA
Molecule: messenger RNA, 1093 nt
Organism: Sinocyclocheilus rhinocerous
Lineage: Eukaryota; Metazoa; Chordata; Actinopteri; Cypriniformes; Cyprinidae
Product: H-2 class II histocompatibility antigen, A-Q alpha chain-like
Exons: 4
Coding region: 44-754 (236 amino acids)
Biological process (GO): immune response; antigen processing and presentation
Cellular component (GO): MHC class II protein complex; membrane
Source: RefSeq, a predicted model, not a curated record